UAACAAGGUAAAUAAGAAAGCUCUUUUUAAGCCAAUAGUAGUGACAGCCACAAGGAUGAAUAUCGACUUUCUUUGUUCGUGAAAACAUUGGACGUGUGUGAUCUCUUGCUUUUUGUUCACCGUUUCACGAUUGUAAUGAUUUCUGACAAGCUGAAUAUGGGAACCCUUAUCUAUAUACAAAUUUUCACAAAUACACGGGACGAAAAACGACUGGAAAAUACCACUAGGGUUUUGAGCAAUGGAAAUGUAAACGGGACAAAUUUUGAACAGUAAAGUGUUUUUGACCUUAUUCGAACUUAUUUAUUAGACAAACAACGUAGUGACGUUCAGUUCUUGAAUUUUAAUCCUAGAAAUAAUUAAGUGGUGCUAAAUUCUACUUUAAAAGACUUCUUCGAUUGUUAUAAAAACACUACUUUUAUUUACAUAGUUACAAAUCAAAAUCUGACAUCCUCUGUCUUUUUUUUUCAUGAACAGUAUAUUUUGAUAGUCCAGAUAAUUCUCAACCCAGAGUAUCUGUUGGUCCGAUUGCUCAUGAGGAAAGUGAUCUUGCUCAUUUUGAUUGCGAACUGUCGGAAAAGCUAAUUCAUCAAGAAGGUUCCUUGACUCAGAGUGAAAAUAAAGAGAAUAUUGGAUCCUUUUUUGAAUCGACUGCGUUAUCUAGCACUCAAGACUCGAAGUAUCCAUCUCCAUCCACUUCCUCGUUAUCGUUAUCAAGAAUUAAACUUCCAUGGUGUACUCCAUACGAUUGCCAGUUUUUACCAUUCAAAUCAAAACGACCUCCUACUAAAAGUUUUAUACAAAGUGAUGGCCAUUUAAGACGUAGUAAACGACUACGUGUACCAGCUACACAUGAUAGGAAUAAAGUAGUUGUUUAUGAACCGGAUAAAGAUGAAUAUGGUUUAGUUUAUCAAAAACCAAUUGGAUUAGCUAUAUUACCUGACCCAGAUGAAAUUAACAGACGUCAAAAAUUUCUCAAUCGUUUAAAACGUUGUCAAAAUAAUCGUACUCAGUUUUUAAGAAAUGAAAAAAUCAAUCGAGCAAAACGCCUUCAAAAGCUGGCCAAACGUUACAGAUCACUGAAAGGUGCACAGAAACCUGAAACAGAUCCAUGUAUGCGAAUUCAAUUGGAUCCAGAUGUUGAAUGGAUAUCACAUACAGAAACACAGUUGCCUAUCGGGAUCAAUGAUGCAUCUCCUUUCCAACAGGUGAUAUAUCCAGAAAAUGCACAAUUUCCUCCAUUCAAAUUUUCUACUAUGGAAUACUCGAGUUACGUAGUUCCAGCUUUAUCUGGUGCUUUUCCAAGUAGAACUAAGACUCGUAUACCUUGUUUUGAAAUGAAUGCAAAUCUUACGAGGAUUGUCAGUAAGGAACAAGAAAGACGUCAACUUCAUUAUGAUCCGAACGCUAUAAAUGUAUUCAAAAUGAUGUCAAGUCCUCCUGUUCUUAUGAAUAAUAACAGUUCUUACAGUCUUUAUGCUGUACAGAUUGCGAAAUUUGCCAUUCCUUUAACAAAACCUUGUAUCGUAUAUAUUCCAAAAGGUAUACCGUACAAAUUUUUAAAUGCAACAAAAGAGAACUUAAAUCUUUGUCGAAUAAGAUAUGUUUUAACUUGAUUCUUUUCUUUUAAAUAAUUUUAUGUAAUUUUAUCCGCUUCACUUCUGUCGUAUAUAUCUAUAUAUACACUUUUAUACCGAUUGUCAUUAUUUUGAUUUCUCUUGAAUAAAUAUAUUUAAAUGUAG
Schistosoma haematobium is the source of this 1739-nucleotide messenger RNA. RefSeq names its product transmembrane and coiled-coil domains-containing protein 7. Bases 1113 to 1613 code for a protein of 166 amino acids. NCBI's taxonomy places the organism in Eukaryota, Metazoa, Platyhelminthes, Trematoda, Strigeidida, Schistosomatidae. The transcript is spliced from 6 exons. The record is from RefSeq and is a predicted model, not a curated record.